CUCAUGCAAGCCUCUUCUUAACUCUUUAAGCCUCUUCCUCUUCUUCUUCUUCUACUACUACUACUUCAUCUUUUUCUUUUCUUCUCUGUUCUCUCAUUUCUCCCAAAACAGUUACUAAUAUCACUUCCCCACUCUCUUCUCCAUGGCUUCACUCCAAGCAUCCCCGCCUCUCAAAGCACUUGUUGUCUUUCGAAACCGCAUUCACAAAGAGCUGAUCAGGAGUAUUCAUGUGUACCAAUUGGAGGGAGGGGCAGAGGAGGUCGUAGAGAGGGAGUAUCUGUUUCUUGAGAAUCUUGAAUAUGAGGAGAUGAAGUUCCUUGGCAAAGUUUUCACCCUGCAGAAAUUUGAUGUCUCAGCACAUUUUGCAGGGAUGGCUAAUGGUGUUUGGGAUUGCAUUUAUGUGUUUAACAUGGACUUAGACAAGCAGCCUAAUCUGGAAAUGAUUCCGGAGGAUUUGUCAAUUACUAGAAACCCUAAGCUGGCAUCAAUCCCGUCCUUGUCAAAUGAUCUUCAAAUGAUCUUCAAAUUGGGACACAAAAUAGAAUGUGGAGAUCCAUCAAAAGUUUUACCUAAGGAAGGAGAGGAAAUUCACAGUGAUGUUGGUCAUCUUACUCAAAGGGCUCAGCAUGUGCCUGUGUUGGAUCUUAACUCACUUCCGUGUUCUGGAUCUGAUAAUGAAGAGAAUAACCAGAAUGCAGCAGGUGUAGUAGAGAAGAAGCAAAAGAGGGCUGCAACCAAAGAUAUAGCAAGACUUGCAUUGGAAGAUCUUGCCAAGUACUUUGAUCUUCCAAUUAUUGAAGCUUCAAAGAAUCUUAAAGUUGGUCUUACAGUACUCAAGAAGAAGUGCAGAGAAUUUGGUAUUCCUCGUUGGCCACAUCGAAAGAUCAAAUCCCUUGAUAGUCUGAUUCAGGACCUCCAGGGAGAGGUGAAAAGGCAGCUGGAGGAGGAUGAAGCUGCAGCAAUGGCAGUGGCAAAAAGGCAGCGAAUGAUAGAAAGUGAAAAAGAAAGCAUAGAGAAGAAGCCCUUCUUGGACAUACAGUGGGAAACCAAAAAGUUCAGGCAAGAUAUCUUUAAGAGAAGGCAUAGGGCUAGAGCUCUUGAAAACCAAUCUCGAACAUUAUCCUUGCUUUAGAGCAUGAAAUACAAUUAGGGAUUAAAGCAACAAGGAAUCAUCAUAUGGAAACUGUAAAAAUAUCUCUCACCAUAUGCCCUGCUUUUUGAUACUAAGGUUCAACUUAACUUAAACUUUUAUUCCAUCUUAGAGUUUGAUCAUUUUGGAAUAUA
Messenger RNA from Coffea arabica (coffee), 1284 nucleotides. Its product is annotated as protein RKD5. The record is from RefSeq and is a predicted model, not a curated record. Gene Ontology annotation, molecular function: DNA-binding transcription factor activity. NCBI's taxonomy places the organism in Eukaryota, Viridiplantae, Streptophyta, Magnoliopsida, Gentianales, Rubiaceae.